Molecule: messenger RNA, 2549 nt
Organism: Nematostella vectensis (starlet sea anemone)
Lineage: Eukaryota; Metazoa; Cnidaria; Anthozoa; Actiniaria; Edwardsiidae
Product: double-stranded RNA-specific editase 1
Exons: 3
Coding region: 153-2135 (660 amino acids)
Biological process (GO): adenosine to inosine editing; RNA processing
Cellular component (GO): nucleolus; cytoplasm
Molecular function (GO): double-stranded RNA binding; double-stranded RNA adenosine deaminase activity; tRNA-specific adenosine deaminase activity
Source: RefSeq, a predicted model, not a curated record
UCUAGAUCUUUGCCUGUACUCUUUCUUUAUACUGGACGGUCAGUCAAUUUCUUCCAGGCGUUUCAAGAGCUAUCGAACAUCUGAUCGGUAGUCUCUGAUUGGUUGGAAAUCAUCCGCUCUGUGCACAUCGUCAAAGAAAAGGAGCUCGUCACAUGGAGAGCAAAAUGGCAGCUAUACAAAGCGAGAUCGAAACUGCCAACAAGAUCCCGAUUCUUAGGGAAAUGGCCGAACAAGUCGACAUUGGGUUAAAGCGGAGACUUGAUGAUAGCGACGAAAUGAUGCCGGAUGAAACUUCGCUUGAACAUCAAGGAAUGGUGGGGUUUGAGAAAACUAAACGAAGAAGUGCAAAAAAGCGAAAGACUUCCUCAAAUGCGGCUUUCAAGACUCCUUUGAUGCAACUCAAUGAGUAUAAGCCGGGCUUAGAGUUUCGAUUAGUGAGCCAAGAAGGACCCCCACACGAUACUACGUUUGUAGUCGCGGUUACCGUGAACGGGCAAACUUACGAAGGCAAAGGCUCAAGUAAACAACGAGCGAAACACGACGCGGCAGAGAAAGCGCUUCAGUCGUGUGUACAACUUCCUUUCAACAUAAAAACGGAGUAUGCGCCUACUAACGAGGACUUUACUGCUGACGCCACGGGGAAUUCUUUCACGGAGAAUUCAGAGAACGGCCAGAAAACGUCAGAUCCUUCCAAACUCGGCAAGGCAGACAUUUCAAAGCACCCUGUGAUGUAUUUGAAUGAGCUCCAUCCAACUCAGAUCGACUACCAGUUUGAGGAAGGGACAUCAGAGCACGACAAAUUCAUCUGUAACAUUGAGCUGAAUGGUGUAGAGUUUUCCGGUACAGGCACUAGCAAGAAGAAGGCGAAAGUGGUAGCUGCCACCAAAGCCUUAGCAAAGGUGUAUGGUAAGGUCAAUGCGUUUGACUCAUGUGUUGUGCCUGGAAUUAGUACCAAUGGUUCUACACCAACGGCCCAGCAGCCACCAGCAACCCAGCUGCCGCAAGAGGUUGCCGACCACAUUGCUCACAUUGUAGUGGAGAAGUACCAGAGCCUGACGUCCACAUUAGGUGACGCAGCCAAACGAAAGGUGCUCGCCGGCAUUGUCAUGGUGAGGGGAUCACAGGCUGGGGGACAGGCAAGAUUUGACAUGAUUAGCAUCGGUACUGGGACAAAGUUUAUCAGUGGUGAGUACAUCAGCGACAAAGGAUAUGCUGUUAAUGACUGCCAUGGGGAGAUCAUUGCACGAAGAGGCUUGCGCAAAUUCUUAUACAACCAGCUUGAAUUAUGUGUCCAAGGUGACCAGAAUUCCUCCAUAUUUGAGUUAAAGCCAAGUGGCUUGUAUGGUCUAAAAGAUCAAGUUGAGUUCCAUUUGUAUAUAAGCACAUCUCCCUGUGGCGACGCCAGAGUGUUCUCUCCACAUGAAGGAGACCCUGAAGAGAUUGAUCGCCAUGCCAACAGUAAAAAACGUGGGAUAUUGAGGGUCAAGAUAGAGAAUGGAGAAGGAACCAUCCCAGUGGCUAACUGUGACUCUGCAAUUCAAACUUGGGACGGGGUUAUAGGAACAGAGAAGCUGCGCACCAUGUCAUGCAGUGAUAAGAUAUGUAAAUGGAACACACUCGGAGUGCAAGGGGCCCUUCUGAGUCACUUUAUUGAGCCGGUCUACUUCACAUCAAUCAUUCUAGGAAGCUUAUACAGAUACAAUCACAUGGCGAGAGCAAUGUAUGAGCGUGUUGGUCCAGUUGAAGAUCUUCCAGGAAUAUAUAGAUGCCACCAACCCUUGAUGAACAAAGUCUCUUUCCCAGAGUCUAGAAUCCCAGGAAAAGCACCAAAACACAGUUUGAACUGGUUGUGUGAUGAGGAUAUCAUAGAGAAUAUCAACGCUGUCACUGGGAAGCUGACAGAAGCAGCCCAGCCUUCACGUCUUUGCAAGCAGGCCAUGUUCACCAAGUUCCUGGCUCUGUGGGCCAAACUACGGCAAUCCCAGACUCCGCCAAGGCUCUAUGAUGAAGCUAAGUUAUCUGCUGAAGCCUAUCAGAAAGCUAAGGCAUCUCUGAUGAUGGCAUUUAUAAACAAUGGCUUGGGUGUGUGGAUACGCAAACCCUUAGAGCAGGACCAAUUUGGACUAGUAGCAUAGCUACUCAUUUGUACUGUUGAAUGUAGUGUUUACGUUCUCAAUGAGUUCAGAAUGAGUGGAAGUAUGCAUGAUUUUCGCAACAGUGCUUGUAUGCUGCAUUCAAGUCUGCUGCUUGUGAAAUAGUUUUGAGUAUUCAGAGAACUCUCACCAGCUGCUUCCUUUCAACGUUACACGUUUUUUAACCCCUGAUUGAUUAUCCCAUGGAAUGUCUGAAAGGGGACUCUAGUCCCCACAUGCUGUUGUACAUAAUGAGAUCUUAUACUAUAAUGAAAUAUUGGUUUUAAGCUGUUAGAAAAAAUAGUCUUAUUGUCAAUUAUUUUAGAAAGACAUAAUAUUUUCUAAACCUUUUUUCAAGUAAAUUUCAGUUCAUCGGUAUAGCAUUUGUGGGUGGAAUAAAGUAUUAUAUGUUGGAGA